UGUGCUCUGCUCCAGAGACAGCCUGCUGCACCCCCCUUGUCUGGCCUGACGUUCCUGGGGAGAUGGUGCUUGUGGCUUCCUGGCACCCUCUCUUCUCUUUCAGAGAAAGGCCCCAGCGAGGACCCACGGCCCGAGGAGAGGCCCGUAGAGGACAGCCACGGUGACGUGAUCCGGCCCCUGCGGAAGCAGGUCGAGCUUCUCUUCAACACGCGAUACGCCAAGGCCAUUGGCAUCUCGGAGCCCGUCAAGGUGCCCUACUCCAAGUUCCUGAUGUACCCAGAGGAGCUGUUUGUGGUGGGGCUGCCUGAAGGCAUCUCCCUCCGCAGGCCCAACUGCUUCGGGAUCGCCAAGCUCCGGAAGAUCCUGGAGGCCAGCAACAGCAUCCAGUUUGUCAUCAAGAGGCCCGAGCUGCUCACCGAGGGAGUCAAAGAGCCCAUCACGGACAGCCAAGAGAGGGAUUCCGGGGACCCUCUUGUGGACGAGAGCCUGAAGAGACAGGGUUUCCAAGAAAAUUAUGACGCUAGACUCUCGCGCAUUGACAUCGCCAACACGCUGAGAGAGCAAGUCCAGGAUCUGUUCAAUAAGAAAUACGGAGAAGCCCUGGGCAUCAAGUACCCCGUCCAGGUCCCCUACAAGCGGAUCAAGAGUAACCCCGGCUCGGUGAUCAUUGAGGGGCUCCCCCCAGGAAUCCCGUUUCGAAAGCCCUGCACCUUUGGCUCCCAGAACCUGGAGAGAAUCCUCGCAGUGGCUGACAAGAUCAAGUUCACGGUCACCAGGCCUUUUCAAGGACUCAUCCCAAAGCCUGAAAUACGGAAUGGAAACUCAGAAGCACAAGACAUGUAAAAUUGAACCAGAUUUCUACCGAAAGCCCACAUUGCAUAGUGGGAGAAUCUGAGUCCCAUUUUCCUCCCCUUUUCCCUGGGCUCGUGUCCAGGUUCCAGAAGGCUUCAUAGUGCCAAGGAGUUAGGGUCAGGGGGCCCACCAAGUCUUGAAUAUCAUGUGUCCACGUUGGUACCCACAAGACGUCCAUGCAGAUGGUUGGAGAGAUGCCCCUUGCUCCUCCCCGUUGAGGCUUCCCCAGGGCCUGGAACCUUCUAAGAAGCCCAUCCAUGUAGCCACUU
Molecule: messenger RNA, 1121 nt
Organism: Leptonychotes weddellii (Weddell seal)
Lineage: Eukaryota; Metazoa; Chordata; Mammalia; Carnivora; Phocidae
Source: RefSeq, a predicted model, not a curated record